This is a messenger RNA of Lytechinus variegatus (green sea urchin), 2879 nucleotides long. RefSeq names its product peroxisome proliferator-activated receptor gamma coactivator-related protein 1-like. Gene Ontology annotation, biological process: positive regulation of transcription by RNA polymerase II. Bases 251 to 2608 code for a protein of 785 amino acids. The transcript has 10 exons. Gene Ontology annotation, molecular function: transcription factor binding; RNA binding. Lineage: Eukaryota; Metazoa; Echinodermata; Echinoidea; Temnopleuroida; Toxopneustidae. Gene Ontology annotation, cellular component: nucleus. The record is from RefSeq and is a predicted model, not a curated record.
UGUACGUGUAUCUCAGUCUAUGUGCACUAGCUUCAUGCUACUACAUGGGAAUUGCAUGUACGCAUAUCACAUGCACAUGCUAUACUAGCUACACGCUAGCGCUGUACCGUAUAUUUAAACCACGUGGUACUUAACACAAAAUAGAGACGAUUCCUGUUGACCUCACGCUUGUUUUGCCCUUUUCUUCAUCAACCUGGACUGACAUUUCUUAUUUUGCACUUCAAAAUAAAGCAGACAACCUGUGGGCGAUAUGGCCCAAGUAAAUAAUUCUUUUGAAUUCGGGGAUCCACCCGAUGCUGGUCUAGAAUGGCAUCAGCUAAUGCAGAAUGAAGGCUAUGAUCUGAGCAAGUUUGAACUGGUUGCUGUCCCAGAGGAGUUUUCUGAUGCAUCAGGCACAGAUCUGCUCGGCCAUGGAGGUCUCUUGGAAUAUGAUGGAGUCUUGGAUGUAGAGGGCAGUGACAGUGACGAAUCUUGUGUGGACCCAGGUGAAGGAUUCAAUGUCACCAUUGAGCAUGUGGGAGAUGACUUCAGUCAAGGCUCUGGAUUGGUCCAUCUGCUUGAAGUACCUCAAAACCUGAGCAGCGAUACCAAGCAAUACCAUAAAGAUGAUAUUUUAGAUGUUGGAAUUGAAGCAUGUGAUCUGAAAAGCCUCUUGGAGCAGUUUGAAGAGAGUGAGCAGCCACGUGUAAAACCAGUUCCACAACCAGCUUCCUCACCAGCACCAAAGCCAUCAAUGAGGGAUCCAAGGAUCGUUACCAAGAUGAAGGAACUCCCAAGCCCUGCGGAAGUUAUCAAGAAGAUUGCGCCAGUGAAGAGGAAAGGGGCUAUUCUUCUUGACCCUACAACUCUACCAGCAAAGAAAGUCAAACCCAAACAGGUUUCCCAGAAUCAUGAGGUCAGCAAAGCGAUUCAGCUUGCCAGGAGCACCCACGCAGCUUCACCUAUCCCGUUCAACUUGAAACACCUGAUUCCUGCUCCGAAGUACCUCAGUAUGGAGCACGACUACUGCAUGAGUCCUGCUGCCUCAGAGAAGAGCACCGGAUCUGACUUACCUAACCAGAUGACCAAAGAAGAGAGACGAGCGUACUACAAGUAUAAGUACAGAAUCAAGAAGAAAGUCAAUGGCGUGGAUAGUCCGUCAAAGAGUUCAUCUGUGAGUAGUUCACCACGUAGUUUGUCACCAGCAAGUAUGUCACCAAACCCUGGCGUUGUUGAAGUCGGUGAUGGAAAGGUACCAAAGGCCAAUCCGGCGGCGGUUGUUCCGCUGUUUGAUAAGAUACCAGGGUACUUUUCAAAGAAGCUCCUAGUGGGUAUGUACCGUGAAAUAAACAGUGAGGGCCCCUCCAAACAGGUACAUCAAGGAUAUGACCAGAAUAUUUUCGUUAGUAGUGAGAAUGAUGGUGGGAAAAUACCAGACUCGAGCAAGGAGAGGAAGAGUAGAUUGCACAUUCGACGACGCCAUUGUCGUUCUUACCGUGACUCGCGAAGGAAAAACUCAUUGUCAUCCCAGUCCGAUAGUUCUUGUUGCAGCUCGUGUUCGGAACGCUCCCAUAAUCCAGGUGAAAGUGAUCUUGAACAUGACAAGCGAUCUAGGAAUCCGAACCAGCGUGUGCAAAGAAGGAGACGAACUAGAGACAGUGUUUGCUCUGCACGGUCACGGAACUCCCGUUCCCCAUCGUACUCUCGCUCAAGGUCUCCUGCCUAUUCAUCCCACAGUGAUUUUGAUUCUCACAGACAUUCCCGCUCAUUUUCACGAUCCAGGUCACGUUCCUUCUCACGAUCCAGAUCACGUUCCUUCUCACGAUCCAGGUCGAGAUCAUAUUCGAGGUCCCCCUUUUACUCAAGAUCACGUUCAAGGUCUAGAUCGUAUUCUCGCUCCAGAUCAAGACCACGGUCGCGAUCGAGAUCCCCUAGAGACUACAGUAGAAGAUCAAGAUCAUAUUCACGUUCUUUGUCCAGGUCCCCAAUCAGAACUAGUAGAUCAUCAAGUAGGAGAUUUAGUAGGUCACCACAUUCAAGGUCAAGAGGAAGGUCAUCAAGUAGGAGAUCAUUAUCUAGGUCAAGGUCACGUCCUCGUAGUAGACAUAGAGACAAUAACAACAGAUCUCAUUCACAAAUCCGAACGCAUGAUCCCCAUGGUAACAGCAAUGAGGUCAUCUAUUCAGCUCAACAACUUCAAGAAUUUGAGGAAAGGCGUGUUGUGUACGUAGGUAACAUCUCGGAUGACACCUCAAGAUUGGACCUCAUGAAGCAGUUCUCACGGUUUGGGCCUGUUGACAAAAUUCAGCUCUACUUUAGAAAUGAUAUGGAUAACUAUGGAUUUGUGACCUUUCACUACAAGUGUGAUGCUGUUGCUGCCAUUACAGCUGGACAUGACCCUAAUUGGCCCAAGUAUGACCUCUGCUUCGGAGGAAGAAGGAAGUUCUGCACAAAAAAAUAUGAAGACCUUGAUUCAUUGAACAAUGCAUCAGCGGAUCUCGACUAUGGUUACCAUGGAAACAGAGAAAAGGAGGAAGAUGAUGCUUCUGCUAAAGACGAGGGACCAGAAGAGAGUGAAUUUGAUAAACUGCUCAAGGCAGCCAUGAAGAAUAAAAAUAAGAGAAGAUGAUGAUGGAGACAAUAUUUUCUUACUCUUUAUGGAAUAGGAGAAUGCAAAUGUUACAGAUUAAUUCUAGACCAUGUGUUAUGAGUUAUAAUGUGAAAAAAUACUAGGCUUGUGAUGAUGGUAAUAAUUAUAAAGAAAGUUAUUUUCAAUCUAUUCAGAAAGCAGAAUGCAUUUUUUUGCUCUUUGGUAAUUCUCUACAUAAUUUUUUUUUUGCUUUCAAAGAUCUGAAUUAUUAUAAGAUCAAAGAUUAUUUUAAAAAUGAAGGUAAAUGAUG